AUGUCGGACACAAAGGCACCAUUUACAGUACGUAUUCGUAAAUUAUUAACAAAUCCUUUGUUACAACGUAAACAAAUGUAUGUAGAUAUAUUACAUUUAGGUCGUGCAAAUGUAAGUCGUAAAGAAUUACAGCAAAGAUUAAUGCAACAAUUUAAGGUACAGGAUCCUAGAUGUAUUAUAUUAGGUAAUUUAUCUACAGCAUUUGGUGGAGGAAGGAGCAGAGGACAGGCAUGGAUAUAUGAUGACUUUAAGGCUGCACAAAGAUUUGAGCAUCGCUAUCGUCUUGUUAGGAUGGGAGUCGCAGAGGCUCAGCCUAAGAAAGGAAGGAGAGCAACUAAGGAGCUUAAGAAUAGAAGAAAGAAGGUGCGCGGCACAGAGAAGGCGAAGACACAAGCAGCAAAACAAAAGUAA
Messenger RNA from Eimeria maxima, 411 nucleotides. RefSeq names its product 40S ribosomal protein S24, putative. Lineage: Eukaryota; Apicomplexa; Conoidasida; Eucoccidiorida; Eimeriidae. The record is from RefSeq and is a predicted model, not a curated record. Gene Ontology annotation, biological process: translation. The transcript has 2 exons. Gene Ontology annotation, molecular function: structural constituent of ribosome. Gene Ontology annotation, cellular component: ribosome. The coding region runs from base 1 to 411 and encodes 136 amino acids.